GUACACUCUAGUUCCGUUUUGUGGUACAGUGAGCCUUGGGGAAGUAAAAGUUACCGACAGAAUCGUCGAGAACAUUUGAACGAGUGCAAGUCAUUUGAGCGCGAGCGUAUAUAUAUAUAUACCACCGAGGGGCGCAUUCGCCGUCAUUGUGGAGUACCAUAUCUUCGACGUUGUCGCAAACCUCAAGCAGUUCGAGCAAUGUUCCCGCCUCUGUAGACGGCGUGCCCUCUGUGACUUCAUCCAGCGUGUUCGUCUGUCCCAUCUUGGAACGGUUAAAACGUGCUGGUGCUGCAGCAGUAGACAGGUGUGCAUUAUGGCAGUGACGAUCAAGGCUUACCUGGAAGGCGGGGAGAUCCGCCGAUUUGUCAUCGAGGAUCUGCGGGACUAUCGCACUCUUCAUGAUAGAGUCAAGGCAGCUUUUCCCAUCCUGGCUGGCAAUAUGAAGUUCACUAUUUCUUGGAAGGAUCCAGAGGGAGACGAGAUCGUCAUGUCCAGUGAUGCAGAACUGGCACAGGCUUUGCUGAACAUGAAAGACGGGUUGCUGAGGAUUUAUGUGACCGUUGAUAACCCCUGGGAACGAGGUGGAGCUGCUCCAUGCACGUCGACAGAGGCAGUUCACGCUGGAGUUGUCUGUGACACUUGUGACCAGGAGAUUCGGGGAGUGCGUUACAAGUGCCUGCAGUGUGAAAACUAUGACCUCUGUGGGCCAUGCCACGGAAGGAAGGUGCACGAGGAGCACGACUUGCUGAAGCUUGUCAACCCUGGCAUUCGUCCCUUGUGGUCAUUUCCUGGCUGGAAGCGCUUGUGGCGCCACUGUGGUUAUCCUCGAAGAGGAGGCUGCCCAGCCCCAGGAGGUUCCCAUCGUUUUGCACACCGGCCAGACCAAAGACAGCACCCCCAGGAUUUCCUGCGUGGAAUUGGAGACACUGUGGCCAAUCUUCUUGAGCCAUUUGGCAUCACAGUCGACGUGGCCAGCAGCACUUCUCCAAAGAAGGACAGUGCCACGGAGCCCAUGGACACAUCGGCGGCGGGCAGAGGUUGCGAAAGCCACUCUGCAGAGCCUCUUGUUCCAGCAGCAGCCAAUGGCAGCAGCAGCGUGCAGGGGGGACCAUUCACAGAGACCAACAGGGGCGGCGAGGAAGCUGCUUCUGAGCCUGCAGCGGUGGGUGGCUCUUCAUUUAGCUGCAUUGAGGUUGAGGUGCCCUCUGGCUGGACUCUCUUGAAUGUGCUGCGGGACUCCCAUCUAGGUGACGAUCUCCCUCGUUCCAUGAGCCUGGCUGCUCAGGCUGGAGACAAGCCUGUCGACACUGCCUUGGGCCAGAUGCUGGCCAUGGGAUUCAACAAUGAGGGUGGCUGGCUGCGUCAGCUGCUCGAGGUCAAGCAUGGAGACAUUGGAGCAGUCCUCAAGUCGCUGCAUCCUUCUCCCAAAUGAGGCCGCUUGACCAGUGGUUGGAAUAAUUUUUUUUUGUCAUGAGCACUGCUUUGGUAGUGUUCAUGGUAAAGAAGAAGCUUAUGUGCACACCUAAAGAUAACACAUAUGGUAGCGUUAAUUUCAUGUGGCUCCAAAAGACCAGUUCAUGAUUUUGCUUUGACAAUGUCUGCCUAGGCGAGCAAUGUAAACAAAAAUGACAUCUAGUUUUCUUAACACACAUUUUGUUGUGAUCUCCCUUCACAAGGGCAGGUUGCGGGAUUGCACCCCAGCUGCGGCGGGUGCAUUUUCAAUGUAGACGAAAAUGCUGCAGGCCUGUGUGCUCAGAUUUGGGUGCACGUUAAAGAGCCCCAGGUGGGCGAAAUUUCUGGCACCCUCCACUCUCAUAAUCAUGUGGUGGUUUUAGGACGUUAAACCCCACAUAUUAAUCAACCUUCACAAGUCAACUACAACCAAUUAACUAUGCAUGACUAAGUGUGCCAACAUUUCUGAAGGCAAGCAGAACUUGUUUACAGAUGUUUAAACAAGCCUUUGCUUCUAAGUCGGUGGUUGCAGCUGCACGUACUGUGGAAGCUCGAUUAUGCAUGACCUGCAUUUUACAACAGAUGAGUUUGGUCCUGGCAAAACCCUUAAAAAAAUUAUGUACUAAAAUACCUACAGUGCAAUAUUAUACCAACUUCACCAGUUACAAUGCUUUUUUUUUCUCCCUCAAGUCUAAUUCGCCCCAAGGUUUUGCGAAUUUAAAAUAAAGAUGCACCUGAAUUUGAUACUAGAUUUUUAGCCAAAAACUGAAGGGCUCCCAUAUUGACAAUUAUACAAGAUGGAGACAUGCACAAUUUGCUUCACAGAAUUGAGAAUUUGUUCACUUGACAAUGCCUUUACUGCAGUGACCCAGUCUUUUAUUGGUUUUUUAAAAGCAAUGCAGCGGCUUUUUGGUGCUCCUUGCUUGUGUUCGCAUUGAAGGGCCAUUAAGGCCCUUUUCUUUCUAGAUGUUCUCAGCAGGAUUGUUUCUUCAAGAGCAAAUUCGGGCCAUAAAAUUAUUUACUCAAAAUUGUGUAAAUUUUCAAGCUUGUUUCAUUCUAUUGUUUAGUGUGUAUCAUUCCAUAUUGCUUAUCUUGCUUGGACUUUCUGUGUGCAGUAUUUUACAAAUAAUAAAAUAAACAUUAAUUGGUACAAGUCU
This is a messenger RNA of Rhipicephalus microplus (southern cattle tick), 2609 nucleotides long. RefSeq names its product sequestosome-1. Gene Ontology annotation, biological process: aggrephagy; mitophagy; endosome organization. NCBI's taxonomy places the organism in Eukaryota, Metazoa, Arthropoda, Arachnida, Ixodida, Ixodidae. The record is from RefSeq and is a predicted model, not a curated record. Gene Ontology annotation, cellular component: aggresome; amphisome. Gene Ontology annotation, molecular function: K63-linked polyubiquitin modification-dependent protein binding; protein kinase C binding; zinc ion binding.